This is a messenger RNA of Phytophthora nicotianae INRA-310, 138 nucleotides long. RefSeq lists its product as hypothetical. The record is from RefSeq and is a predicted model, not a curated record. Bases 1 to 138 code for a protein of 45 amino acids. The transcript has 2 exons. Lineage: Eukaryota; Oomycota; Peronosporomycetes; Peronosporales; Peronosporaceae.
AUGGGCAGUGGAACGUGUAGUAUGAGGCUGCACGGGGGAGACGAUAUGCAGUGUUGCCCUCGCUUUAUUACGGUCCUCCCAGGGCCUAUUGAAGCACAUGUGGUCAAGGUGCAUCCGCAGCUUCAAGCGAUUGCCUAG